AUGUCUCCGUUGCCAUGGAGGUACAGUUGGUACAACUACAGGCCGGAUAGCAGGGAGCAGUUUUCCUGGACUUGCCCUAUAUUGGCAAUCCUAACCAGAGAAAACGAAGGUGAAAACCAAGCCAAGUGUCCUUCUGCCCAUAACUUGGUCCCCUACGCGAGAUCAAAUGACCAGCUUCACGUCCCUACCAAAGCCGUCGCCUUGGGAGAACACCAGCUGCUGUGGCGACUGAGCCACCGUACAAUCACCCAGAUGGCGAAGCUGAUCAGUUUCGUCUCUGGAAGAAAAUCAUCGGGUUCAGGAACGCCCGUUUUGCUUACUAUACAUCCAUACGAGGAAAAGAAAUUGAAUUUCCAUGUUCUAGAGUCGUAUCCAAUGAAUGACUCCGAAGACCAGUAUAUGGUGGAGAAAUCAUUACUACCCGUAUACACGGAAAUGUCACGGUUGUAUUAG
This is a messenger RNA of Trichophyton rubrum CBS 118892, 453 nucleotides long. RefSeq lists its product as uncharacterized. The transcript has a single exon. The coding region runs from base 1 to 453 and encodes 150 amino acids. The record is from RefSeq and is a predicted model, not a curated record. Lineage: Eukaryota; Fungi; Ascomycota; Eurotiomycetes; Onygenales; Arthrodermataceae.